CAGCCCCUCAAGCAGCCGUUGUUUACUGGUGCCUCUGAUGCGUUUGUGGAUGGACGCCGAGUUGGCCGGCUGUCAAACCCCCACGGAGAGGAGAUAAACCAGGACAGGUUGUUACCAGAGAGGGACAGGGGCCCAUAGCAUCCACAGCUGGUCCUUGCUUCCUGCUGGUGCAGUCCUGAGACAGCCAUCAUGGCCAGCAAUGAAGAAUCCAAGAAGAUGAACGGCAGUACUGGUCACUCGUCCCAACAUUUGGAGCAGCCCAAAGAGAGCAUGCAGCUCAAGAAGGAAAUCUCGCUGCUCAAUGGAGUCAGCCUGAUUGUUGGGAACAUGAUCGGCUCUGGCAUUUUCGUCUCUCCCAAGGGUGUGCUCAUCUACAGUGCCUCCUAUGGGCUUUCGCUGGUCAUCUGGGCUAUUGGGGGCUUGUUCUCUGUGGUUGGGGCCCUCUGUUAUGCUGAGUUGGGCACCACAAUCACCAAAUCAGGGGCAUCGUAUGCCUACAUUCUGGAGUCAUUUGGAGGCUUCAUCGCAUUUAUUCGUUUGUGGACGUCUUUGCUGAUCAUUGAGCCAACCAGCCAGGCGGUCAUUGCAAUCACUUUCGCUAACUACCUGGUGCAGCCACUCUUCCCAACGUGUGAACCCCCGUAUACUGCGGCCAGGCUAAUCGCUGCAGCCUGUAUAUGCUUACUGACAUUCAUCAACUCUGCCUAUGUGAAGUGGGGCACCCGUGUGCAGGACAUCUUCACCUAUGCCAAGGUUGCAGCUCUCAUCGUCAUCAUCAUCACUGGCAUUGUGAAGCUGUGUCAGGGUUAUACUGCCAACUUUGAAUCAUCCUUUCAGGGAUCGUCUACAGAUCCUGGAGACAUCGCUUUGGCGCUCUACUCUGCACUCUUCUCCUACUCUGGCUGGGACACCCUCAACUUUGUAACAGAGGAGAUCAGGAAUCCUGAAAGGAACCUGCCACUGGCCAUUGCCAUCUCUAUGCCCAUCGUCACCAUCAUUUACAUCCUCACCAAUGUGGCCUAUUAUGCUGUUCUAGAUGUUAGUGCCAUCCUGGCCAGUGAUGCAGUAGCAGUGACUUUUGCAGAUCACACUCUUGGUGUGAUGAGCUGGACCAUCCCCAUUGCUGUGGCUCUGUCCUGCUACGGAGGUCUCAACGCCUCCAUUAUAGCUGCAUCGAGGUUGUUCUUUGUUGGCUCGCGUGAAGGUCACCUUCCAGAUGCUCUGUCCAUGAUCCACAUACAGAGAUUCACUCCUAUUCCCGCUCUCAUCUUUAAUUGUGUGAUGUCACUGAUCUACCUCACUGUGGAGGAUGUCUUCCAGCUCAUCAACUACUAUAGCUUUAGUUACUGGUUCUUCAUGGGUCUGUCCAUUGCUGGGCAGAUCUACCUCCGCUGGAAGGAGCCUGACAGACCCAGACCACUUAAGCUGACGCUGUUGUACCCGGUGAUCUUCUGUAUGUGUACAAUCUUCCUGGUGGCUGUUCCUCUCUACAGUGACACCAUCAAUUCUCUGAUUGGUAUUGGCAUCGCCUUUUCUGGAGUUCCUGUCUACUUCCUGGGUGUCUAUCUGCCAGAGUCCAAACGACCCCCAGUCAUCACCAAACUACUCCGUUCUCUGACUCACUUCACUCAGUACACCUGCUUCUGUGUUCUCACAGAGCUGGACAAAACUGAAUGAAGUCUGAAGACUUGAAACCUUUACCCCAAAGUUUUUGCUGCCUCCCAACUAACCAUCACCACGGAAAGAAAAGGGAUUUCAAACUCUUAUUGUACUGUUUACAACACUGAAAUGCUGCCACAUGAUGCACACAGACACUUGGAGAUCUGUCCUGGAAAUUCAACUGUGAUCAGACAAUGCAUACAGUAUGAUGUCCUCAUCAUGUUAUUGAAUGACCUCUAGUUCAAAGGAUUUGCCUUUUAGUUUUCUCAUUUAAUUGUAUAUAAGCCAUGUAAAUAAAAUGAGCCUGUGAAGUUUUACAGGAGCUGCACAGGGACCCACUAAUGAUGCAAAACAAUUUAUUGGAAAAAAAAAAAACUAUUUAAAUAGAAGAAUGUGUGUAGUAUGUGUGAGUGUGCAUAAACCCAUCCGUGAGUUUGUUAAAUGAUCUGUCAUGUUUCUGUUCUGGAUGAGAAAGGGAAUAAAAUCCAUAUUUUCUCUGCUGCUGUAUGACGAUUUAUCAUCCUCAUGGUGUUGCCUUCAUGGACUUUUAGUACCUUUGUCUAAUCAGGGUUCUUUUUUCUGCAGUUUAACUUUUGUUGCUUUAAGUUGAUUUUUUUCCACUAGGUGUAUUUAACAACUUUUGUAAAUGUCUUAAGCACUUUGGCUGAGGCGGGUGAAUUUUCUUGAAGGUUUUCCCACUCUGUUUGUGUGGCACUAAAGUUUUCUCAAAGUUGUAUAAGAAGCUGGAGUUAAAACCAGUUCUGACUCAGGUUACCAUAGAAUCUUCUGUAUUAGCAGAAAUGAUCUGUCCAUGAGUCCUGUCAUUCGUUAUUUGCACAUUUUCUGUUUUUUAAUGUCUCAUGAAGAUUUAGUUUUUCUUGGAUAAAUCAGAAAGUCAAUUUAUAAAUCUCUGCAGACACUCACAGAAAUCUCCUUUUUCCAGCACACUGAAAUAAAAAUAUAAACAAAUGGGGCCUUUGCUGAGUGAUUCUGUCCAAAUGUAUGCAACAAAUAUGAUC
Cheilinus undulatus (humphead wrasse) is the source of this 2678-nucleotide messenger RNA. RefSeq names its product solute carrier family 7 member 6 (gene slc7a6). Gene Ontology annotation, biological process: amino acid transmembrane transport. Gene Ontology annotation, cellular component: membrane. Gene Ontology annotation, molecular function: L-amino acid transmembrane transporter activity. The transcript has 10 exons. Bases 190 to 1677 code for a protein of 495 amino acids. NCBI's taxonomy places the organism in Eukaryota, Metazoa, Chordata, Actinopteri, Labriformes, Labridae. The record is from RefSeq and is a predicted model, not a curated record.